Messenger RNA from Cavia porcellus (domestic guinea pig), 2309 nucleotides. It is a transcript of the gene Rpap3, whose product is annotated as RNA polymerase II associated protein 3. Gene Ontology annotation, cellular component: protein folding chaperone complex. The record is from RefSeq and is a predicted model, not a curated record. The coding region runs from base 119 to 2116 and encodes 665 amino acids. The transcript has 17 exons. Gene Ontology annotation, molecular function: protein binding. Lineage: Eukaryota; Metazoa; Chordata; Mammalia; Rodentia; Caviidae.
GGGCUUCCGGGGCGGGGCGAGGGCUCACCCGGCCUUGUGGGAAGCCGGGGCGGUGCUGGCGAGUAGCUGCGGGUCUGAGGGGCGGCGGAGCACCCGGUGACGGCCGGGACAGGCCAUAAUGACUUCACCAAGUAAAGCAGUUGAAUUACAACUACAAGUGAAGCAAAAUGCAGAAGAAUUACAAGACUUCAUGAGAGAUUUAGAAAACUGGGAAAAAGACAUUAAGCAAAAGGAUUUGGAGCUGAGAAGACAGAGUGGUGUUCCUGAAGAGAGUUUACCUCCUAUUCGAAAUGGGAAUUUUAGGAAAAAGAAGAAAGGGAAAGUGAAAGAAUCUUCUAAAAAAACCAAAGAGGAAAACACUAAAAACAGGAUAAAAUCUUAUGAUUAUGAGGCGUGGUCCAAACUUGAUGUGGACAGUAUCCUUGAUGAGCUUGAUAAAGAAGACAGUAUCCACGAUUCUGUGUCUCAGGAGUCAGAGUCAGAAGAAGAUGGGAUUCACAUAGAUUCACAAAAGGCUGUUGCUCUAAAAGAAAAGGGCAACACAUUCUUUAAACAAGGAAAAUAUGAUGAAGCUAUUGAGUGUUACACCCGAGGCAUGGAUGCUGAUCCGUAUAAUCCUGUCUUGCCAACCAACAGAGCAUCAGCCUACUUCAGAUUGAAAAAAUUUGCUGUUGCUGAAUCUGAUUGUAAUUUAGCAAUUGCUUUAAAUAGAAAUUAUGCAAAGGCUUAUGCCAGACGAGGUGCUGCUCGAUUUGCUUUGCAAAAAUUAGAGGAUGCCAAAAAAGACUAUGAAAAAGUAUUAGAACUGGAACCAAAUAACUUUGAAGCAACAAGUGAACUCCGGAAAAUCAACCAGGCUUUAACAUCUAAAGAAAACUCCUGUCCAAAGGAAAUUGCUACAAUGAUCGCAUCAACUGAAGGAGAGAAGAAACAAAUUGAAGAACAGCAAAACAAGCAGCAGGCUAUUUCAGAGAAAGAUCUGGGGAAUGCGUUUUUCAAAGAGGGAAAAUAUGAGCGAGCAAUUGAGUGCUAUACUAGAGGGAUAGCAGCAGAUGGCGCUAAUGCCCUUCUUCCAGCUAACAGAGCAAUGGCCUAUCUGAAGAUUGAGAAAUAUGAAGAAGCUGAAAGAGACUGCACACAGGCCAUUUCAUUAGAUGGCUCAUAUUCUAAAGCCUUUGCCAGAAGAGGAACUGCAAGAACAUUUUUGGGAAAGAUAAAUGAGGCCAAACAAGAUUUUGAAACUGUUUUACUUUUGGAACCUGGAAAUAAACAAGCAAUCACUGAACUUUCCAAAAUUAAAAAGGAAUUAAUUGAGAAAGGACACUGGGAUGCUGUUUUUCUUGAUUCCACACAAAGACAAAAUGUGGUAAAACCCACUGAUAAUCCACCUCAUCUUGGAUCAACUAAACCACUCAAGAAGGUUAUUAUUGAAGAGACUGGUAAUUUGAUACAGACUGUUGAUGUGCAAGAUAGCACUCCUGCUGCUGCUCCAGAGAGUAAUCCUAUUAACCUAGCAAAUGUAAUAGCAGCCACAGGCACUGCAAGUAAGAAGAAUUCAAGCCAGGAGGACCUUUUGCCCUCAAGUGAUACCCCAAGAGCAAAAGUAUUGAAAAUAGAAGAAAUUAGUGAUACAUCGGCUGUGCAACCUCAAGUCAGUUUGAAACAGGAUGUGUGUCAGUCUUCCUGUGAAAAGAUUUCUAGAAAGGUAGAACAAAUCUCCGCUCAGCUUGUCACAAGUGUGCUGCCUCCAGUUCCUGCCAACUCGUUCCAACUUGAAUCUGAUUUCAGACAGCUGAAAAGUUCUCCAGAUAUGUUGUAUCGGUAUUUAAAGCAAAUCGAACCAUCCUUGUAUCCUAAGUUAUUUCAGAAAAAUCUAGAUCCAGAUGUGUUUAACCAGAUCAUUAAAAUUCUGCAUGACUUUUACAUUGAGAAAGAAAAGCCAUCACUUAUUUUUGAAAUCUUACAGAGACUUUCUGAGCUAAAAAGGUUCGAUAUGGCUGUGAUGUUUAUGUCAGAACCUGAGAAAAAGAUUGCACGUGUAUUAUUCAAGCACAUAGACAAAUCAGGACUAAAAGAUAAUUCUGUUGAAGAACUCAAGAAAAGAUAUGGUGGUUGAUUUCCAUUUUUACUGAAAUUAUUGUUUUUGCUUGUAAAUUUUUUUCUAUUGAAAAUAAAGUGUUUUUGUUAAGAAAAUGAAAAACAGGAAAACCUUUUUGAACAUAAGUUAAUUAACUAGUGUGAAAUGCAUUCAGGUGAACUAUUUAUGAGUCCUUUUCUGAAAAUAAAAAUAUAAAUGUAGAUGAGUUAUA